UUUUGUAUACGUAAACGUCAUAACAAUAACCCUACUUUUGACGGUUGGGUAAGAUAGAAAUUAAAUGUUUUUAAGAUAAGCUUAAAUAAACUAUAAAAUAUAAAAUGGUAUUUUAAAGAUCUCGUAAAAUUAUAACACGUACAAAAUGGAACAGGAGAAGGUAACGCUAUUGCGUUAUAGAGGGUCCAAAUUGGACAAAGUGAAGAAGUUGGAUAUGUUUCCAAAAGUUGAAGAAACGUUUAAAGAAACGUCGUCUGUAGGCGGAACAUUUUCAAUUAUCAGUUUCUUACUAAUAAUAUGGCUAAUAUAUUCUGAAAUAAGUUACUACUUGGAUAGCAAAUUCAUUUUCAAGUUUUCGCCAGAUGUGGAAUUAGACGAACAGUUGAAAAUUAACAUUGAUCUAACAGUCGCUAUGCCAUGUCACUUUAUAGGUGCUGAUAUCCUAGACUCUACCAAUCAAAAUACAUUUAAAUUUGGCACCCUUGAAGAAGAGGAUACUUGGUUUGAAUUGGCUCCAAAUCAACAGAUUCAUUUUGAUAAUAAGAAACACUUUAAUUCUUAUUUAAGAGAAGAGUACCACGCAGUGAAGGAUUUACUAUGGAAGAGCCGUUUUUCAACCCACUUCGGGGACUUACCACCAAGAAGUCACAUUCCGAACGUUCCUCACGACGCUUGCCGAAUACACGGUGAUCUAAUACUAAAUAAGGUCGCUGGUAAUUUCCACAUUACCGCAGGAAAGAGCCUACAUCUUCCAAGAGGACAUGUACAUAUCAAUGCCUUUAUGUCAGAAAGGGAUUAUAAUUUUUCGCACAGGAUAAAUAAGUUCAGUUUUGGGGAUCCCAGUCCUGGAAUUGUACAUCCUUUGGAGGGAGAUGAAUUAGUAGGAGACUAUGGCAGAACGCUUUUCAACUACUUCAUAGAAGUUGUACCCACUAAAGUUAACACAUUCCUUACAUCAGUCAAUACAUACCAAUACAGCGUUAAAGCUAUAAGUAGACCAAUAAACCACGACAAAGGCAGUCACGGCAUUCCAGGGCUGUUCUUCAAGUACGACGUGUCUGCAUUGAGGGUUGCCGUCAAACAGGAGAGAGAUAGUCUAGGUACUUUUCUUGCCAGGUUGUGUUCCAUUGUGGGAGGAGUUUUUGUUUGCUCAGGAAUUAUCAAUGCGGUAGUACAGUUUGUAUUGAAUCAAUUUAAAAAGAAUCUCAAGAAAGAAGGAAUCCAGAUAGACAGCAACGUAUCACUGGUAACUGGGGAUGCUCCACUUCCAGGAGUUCGGACAUUGUAAUUUUUAUACAUCACAUCUUUUUCUGUCAUUGUUUUGUUUUGUAUUUUAUAAAUGUCUUGAUUUUAAAUAAAUUAUUUUUACACAAA
Messenger RNA from Diabrotica virgifera virgifera (western corn rootworm), 1374 nucleotides. RefSeq names its product endoplasmic reticulum-Golgi intermediate compartment protein 2. Lineage: Eukaryota; Metazoa; Arthropoda; Insecta; Coleoptera; Chrysomelidae. The transcript is spliced from 6 exons. The coding region runs from base 146 to 1288 and encodes 380 amino acids. The record is from RefSeq and is a predicted model, not a curated record. Gene Ontology annotation, biological process: retrograde vesicle-mediated transport, Golgi to endoplasmic reticulum; endoplasmic reticulum to Golgi vesicle-mediated transport. Gene Ontology annotation, cellular component: membrane; COPII-coated ER to Golgi transport vesicle; endoplasmic reticulum.